Messenger RNA from Fonsecaea multimorphosa CBS 102226, 600 nucleotides. RefSeq lists its product as uncharacterized. The transcript is spliced from 2 exons. NCBI's taxonomy places the organism in Eukaryota, Fungi, Ascomycota, Eurotiomycetes, Chaetothyriales, Herpotrichiellaceae. The coding region runs from base 1 to 600 and encodes 199 amino acids. The record is from RefSeq and is a predicted model, not a curated record.
AUGGAUGCACAGAGUGGUCAGCGAGAUCGACAGAUGUAUUCGAGGGACUGGUGGAAGUUACAACAUGUUGUCGCACAGGGCAAUCACUCUGAACAAUGGAAUUUGGCGCUCGAGAUCAGGGAGAAGCUUGAAAGAUAUGACGAUGCCCUUCUCCGAUAUCACCAAAUAUCUACAACUUUGGCAAGGCCGAGGCGCAUCGAUGUGGAUAUACUAGCUAAAAACCUCACUGACCCAAGCUUACCCGACGACUAUCUCUUGGGACUCGAUAAAUCCAUCUGGAAAGAUGAAAAAUUGAGAGAAGAUUUGAUAUCCGUCAACCCGGUUCAUGAUUUCAGUAUUAUUACAAAAUCGCUGAUAAAGACAUGCCUGCGUCCUUACCAUAAUGUGCUGGGACAUCGGAGCAGGGCUCGGAAGAGUAGCCAAGUGAAUGCGGACGCCGACCUCCAUCAUUAUGAAGAUGAGCAUUUGGAGCGAGCCGCGGACGUCAUCAGCACAGUGGUUGCUUCAAUACUACCAGUGGUAGCAAUCGUUGUGCUGUAUAUCGUUCAUCCAAUGCCGGCCAGAUUGGGUUUGAUUGCAGCAUUUACUGCUACCUUCUAA